AGACGUGAAAGAAAUAGAGAAACAAGUUUGCAACGUUGAUGGCGAAUUUUAUCAAGGCGGAGAAACUUUCAGUCCGAAAUCUAAUCCUAAAUUGGAGUGUUAUUGCAUGCCUGGAUAUACAGGUGAAAAUAUCGAGCCCUUCUGUGAAGAAUUGAAACGUGACACUUGCUCCCCUCUGUUUGAACAAGCUGCUCAAAUUCGUCAAAAGUGUGCACCUGUGUAUUAUUUCCAGGAUCCAUACGAUUCCUGCGCUUUUGUUUAUAGAUGCCGAAACAAAAUGUGUCAGUAUGGUAACCUUAUGCUGAAUAUAGGCGACGAGUUGAAUCAAAUACAAACUGACAUUUUCUCUGCCAAUGUAAAAUGCGUGUGCGAGGUGCCUCCGAUAGUUACGUGCCAGAGAAAGCAAGAAACUACUCAAUUGUCAUCAAAAAGAAGUUUCUGAUAAUCUUUUUUUAUUUAAUCCUUUGAACUCGAUUUGUUGAUUUUUUAUCUAUUAGUCCACUUGUAUUUAUCAUAGGUAAAUUAAUGUACAAUGAUAAAAUUCAACGUUUUUAUUAUAAAA
Messenger RNA from Heterotrigona itama, 562 nucleotides. The record is from the annotation of a GenBank genome assembly. Lineage: Eukaryota; Metazoa; Arthropoda; Insecta; Hymenoptera; Apidae.